Molecule: messenger RNA, 2264 nt
Organism: Periophthalmus magnuspinnatus
Lineage: Eukaryota; Metazoa; Chordata; Actinopteri; Gobiiformes; Gobiidae
Gene: elk4
Product: ETS transcription factor ELK4
Exons: 6
Coding region: 239-1672 (477 amino acids)
Biological process (GO): cell differentiation; regulation of transcription by RNA polymerase II
Cellular component (GO): nucleus
Molecular function (GO): DNA-binding transcription factor activity, RNA polymerase II-specific; sequence-specific DNA binding
Source: RefSeq, a predicted model, not a curated record
AUGAACGAGGUGCAGUGAACGCGGCAUAGUUUCCUGUUGAAAGGAUUUAUCGUCGGCAGAAGCCAUAAUAGACACUUUAUAAUCUGUCCUCCUCAGGUUUAUGGCUCUACACGAGUAUUUCACACUUCUUUUACGGACUAUGGAACGGUAAAACGGCGUUGUAACAAUGUCUAAGGAAUGUAUUGAAACUGCUGGACUUUUUCGAAGAAUUUCAGCGGGUUCUGUGAACGAGUGAGACAUGGACAACUCUGUCACUCUGUGGCAGUUCCUCCUUCAGCUUCUACUGGAUUCCAACAAUGAGCAGCUCAUCUGCUGGACCAAUGAGGAAGGGGAGUUCAAACUGCUACAGGCCGAGGAGGUGGCACGGCUGUGGGGAGCGCGUAAAAACAAGCCAAAUAUGAACUAUGACAAACUCAGCAGAGCACUCCGAUACUAUUAUGAUAAGAACAUCAUAAAGAAGGUGAAUGGUCAGAAGUUUGUCUAUCGUUUUGUGUCAUAUCCUGACAUCCUUAAAGGUGAUGUUGCCAUGAGAACGGACGGAGUGGACAUGGCUGUGGGGAGCGUCACACAACUUUCCAAAAAGAGCGAUAGCACUGCACAGGAGGUGGACAUAACCGACAGAAACAAGGCAUCAGCGGUAUCAAGUUCUCUGGCCACAGGCACCAAGCAGUCAAACCGUAAUGACUAUAUUCACUCGGGCCUGUACACAUCCUUUACUCUCAACUCGCUGCAAAAUCGCUGCCAGCUUUUUAAGUCCAUCAAAAUGGAGAAUCCGGCCGAGAAGAUGGACAAGAGGGGACAAAGCACAGCGUCCCCCUGCCAGGACGCCAUAUCCUCACCACAGCAACAGACCACUGUCCUGCCCUCUGUCAUCAAGUUUGGAAACACACCGCCAAAGCAGUCACCAGGACCCCCACCCCUUGAGGUUGCCAUAGAGACAACCCUGAUGUCCACCCAAAUGGACCCACUCCAGGUUCCAUUGCCCAGACAGGAGGACAUCAGCGUACACUCCUCCAUGCCCCAACAGCCCGUCUAUAUGUUUGAACAGAUACGAACAGCUGACCCUCCGUUUAACAUCCCUGACCUGAGCGCGACAAGCCCCUCCCCCAACCUGGUAGUGGAGUCGUCUCAAGAGCUGGUCAUCGACACUGACAUAGAUUCAGGGUCGUCCCAGCAGGCAGACCCCCAGUCCCUAGAGUCUGCCAUUAACCAAGCAGAGGAAAGGGUGGACAACAGCGGAGCCGAGAGCUCAGAUGAGCAUAUCCCAGUAGAAAUGGACUCAUUAAGCAACAAUGGCAUAGUUGCCACACAGAGCUCAGGAAAGGCCCGGAAGCCACCAAAAAUCUUGCAAAUAAACCCGCCCACUCUGCUCGUCACCGCCUCGGACUUCUCCCCUAUGAACCUCUGCAGCCCGUCUCUGCCCACUGCGUCGCUCACACCAGCAAUGCUACAGACUCCCACUCUGCUGCUGACCCCAAGCCCUCUUCUGUCCAACAUCCACUUCUGGAGCACGCUCAGUCCAGUUGCUCCUUUGAGUCCUGCCACGAGACGCCAAGGAGGCCACCUAUUCCAAUUCCCCUCUGUGCUCACCCCUUCGUUCCAGAUCCCCGUUCACAGCCUCGAUGGGACCAACACUCCAGGCCCCAUCUCUCCAGACCCUCAGAAGACAUGAACCAACGUAACUCAACCAAACCAGAGCUGUGUGCACCUCAUUCCACGGGACACUGGUGCUCUACACACUACACUCUAUCUGCAUCUUUGCAAAUGCACAGAGCACACAGUUUAAGGAUGCUACGACUUUCCUCAUGAGCAGUUUCUAUGAAUCGAUGCCUGGACUUUAGAAAACCCAGACAAUAAAGAACAAUAUGAGAGGAUUUUUAUGGCCACUGCCGGACGUUAAGCAUUUUUCCUUUUUAUAUUGUUCCUGUUGCUGCCAAAAACCUUGUGAAAUCUUAGCCUCUUUUGUGCUUUUUUUUUAUUUUAAGGGUGAAGAUGUACCCUUAUGAUCUGCAUGUUUACUUGUAAUCCUUUUACUUUGUGCCCCCUGCGUCAAGCCUUCUCUGCUGCUCUUAAAGGCGAUAGCCAUAUCCAAGCCAAUAUCUUUACCUUAACUGUCUUAUCGUGACACAUGGCCAUGAACCAUGCUUCUCCUAUGCCAAUCAUCACAGCCCAGAAUUUACAUAAGAGCAGGAAAGACCAGAAAGCACUUGUCACUCUAUGAGAGGAAUGUAAAUGCAUGUUUUACAGAGAAGCCAUAGUUUUUA